This is a messenger RNA of Carlito syrichta (Philippine tarsier), 2996 nucleotides long. It is a transcript of the gene MARS2, whose product is annotated as methionyl-tRNA synthetase 2, mitochondrial. Gene Ontology annotation, molecular function: ATP binding; methionine-tRNA ligase activity. Gene Ontology annotation, biological process: methionyl-tRNA aminoacylation. The coding region runs from base 95 to 1876 and encodes 593 amino acids. NCBI's taxonomy places the organism in Eukaryota, Metazoa, Chordata, Mammalia, Primates, Tarsiidae. The transcript has a single exon. The record is from RefSeq and is a predicted model, not a curated record.
UUUCCAACCGGAAGCGGCGGUGUGACCCGAUUGCGCAUGCGCCCUUCACACGUGUUGCCGUAGUGCCCCUUCCACCUUCGGGCCGGCGCGCACCAUGCUGCGAGCUUCCGUCCUUCGGUUGCUAGGACGCGCAGGGGCCAGUAGGGUCUCCCUCCUGGAAGACUCUGGUCCACGCCACUACUGCUCGGGCUCUCUCCGUGCUCGCGACGAUGCUUGCGACGCGCGUGCCUAUCUCACGACACCUAUUUUCUACGUGAACGCUGCGCCACACAUCGGGCACCUGUACUCGGCGCUGCUGGCUGAUGCCCUGUGCCGCCACCGCCGCCUCAUAGUUCCCUGCGCCGCCGCCACGCGAUUCUCCACCGGCACCGACGAGCAUGGUCUGAAGAUUCAGCAGGCGGCAGCUACUGCGGGCCUGGCCCCUACCGAGCUGUGCGACCGAGUGUCUUCCCAGUUCCAGCAGCUUUUCCGGGAGGCGGGUAUCUCCUCCACUGAUUUCAUCCGCACCACGGAAGUCCGGCACCAGAUUGCUGUGCAGCAUUUCUGGGGGGUGCUUAAGACCCGGGGUCUGCUCUAUAAGGGGCUCUACGAAGGUUGGUAUUGCGCCUCAGACGAGUGUUUCCUGCCUGAAGCCAAGGUCACUCGGCAGCCGGGCUCAUCGGGGGAUUCGUGUCCUGUAUCUCUGGAGAGCGGGCACCCAGUUUUCUGGACCAAGGAAGAAAACUACAUCUUCAGGCUUUCCCAGUUCCGGGAGCCGCUUCAGCGGUGGCUGCGGGCCGACCCCCGAGCGAUUACCCCCGAGCCAUUCCAUCAUGCUGUCCUUCAGUGGCUGGAGGAGGAGCUGCCCGACCUCUCCGUGUCUCGGAAGAGUAGCCACUUGCACUGGGGCAUUCCCGUGCCCGGGGACGAUUCCCAGACCAUCUACGUAUGGCUAGAUGCCCUGGUCAACUACCUCACUGUAAUUGGCUACCCAAAUGCUGAGUUCAAAUCUUGGUGGCCGGCCACUUCUCAUAUCAUAGGUAAGGACAUUCUCAAAUUCCAUGCCAUCUAUUGGCCUGCCCUCCUCUUAGGGGCCGGCAUGAGCCCGCCACAUCGCAUCUAUGUCCACUCCCACUGGACAGUCUGUGGCCAAAAGAUGUCCAAGAGCUUGGGCAACGUGGUGGAUCCUAGGACUUGCCUUGACCGCUACACUGUGGAUGGCUUCCGCUACUUUCUUCUUCGGCAGGGCGUCCCCAACUGGGACUGUGACUACUAUGAUGAAAAGGUGGUUAAGUUGCUGGACUCUGAGCUGGCAGAUGCCUUGGGAGGUCUCUUGAACCGAUGCACUGCCAACAGAAUAAAUCCUUCGGGGACCUACCCGGUCUUCUGCACUACCUGCUUCCCCAGUGAGCCAGGGUUGGUGGGGCCGUCGGUUCGUGCUCAGGCAGAGGAUUAUGCUCUGGUGAGCGCAGUGGCCACUUUGCCCAAGCAGGUAACAGACCACUAUGAUAACUUUCAGAUAUAUAAGGCCCUAGAAGCACUGUCCAGCUGUGUCAGGCAAACGAAUGGUUUUGUCCAAAGGCAUGCACCCUGGAAGCUGAACUGGGAGAACCCCGUGGAUGCUCCCUGGCUGGGUACUGUGCUUCAUGUGGCCUUGGAAUGUUUGCGAGUCUUUGGGACUUUGUUGCAGCCUGUCACCCCAAGCCUAGCUGACAAGCUGCUGUCUAGGCUGGGGGUGUCUGCCACAGAAAGAAGUGUUGGAGAGCUCUAUUUCUUGCCUCGAUUCUAUGGACAUCCAUGUCCUUUUGAAGGGAGGAAGCUGGGACCUGAUACUGGGCUUUUGUUUCCAAGACUGGACCAGUCCAGGGCUUGGCUGGUGAAAGCCCACAGGACCUAGAAACUCAGUUCUUACUGGCUUGUGGUAAAACAAACAAACAAGUUAUUUUGAUUUCAGGAAAGUUAUACUAGUGUUUUCUCGAGUGUUGCGUCAAAUGAGCACAUAAGCUGUGUCCCUGUGAAGAGAGGUGAACUGCCUUUCAGGUGCCUGUUCCCUAUUCUUCAUCUCUCUGUGCCCACUGACCACUGACCACUGUCCCUUUGUACACUCUGUCUGUCUCCAGGGAAAAGAUGGGUAAGAGACAAUGUUGCGAAUGUGAUUCUUUUUCUUUGUGUCUCCUUCCAAACCUCAGUUAUGUUAUUUGCCCAAGCUACCUCUCAUGGCUUUUCAUUGGCCUCCUCUGCUUCUCAGGCUAAUUAGUGCAAUGACUCUUACUGAGAGUGGGGGCUGGAGGCCCCUGCCUCAGCUUUUACUGGGUAGUCCACUUCGUUGGGUCUAUUAAAAAGAGAUUCUUUUAUUAAACCUUUAAAACCCAGAUGAUUUUUGCCAAUGUUCAUCCCUACUUUGUUAGUUAAUAGUCCAACCGUUGUGUUGUAUAAUGUUACACUUUAAUCAGUAGAUGGCUCUGAUCUCACACAUUUAAUUACUAAAGAUGGAGGUUUCAGAAUGUUUGGAAUAAAUUAGUUUUCUGCUUUCUAAUUUUGCAGAUCUUUAAAUUUCUGUUGCGUUUCUUAAAAUAAGGGAUAACUGCAACCACUGCUGUUUUAACAGAAAGCAAUAAAAAACUAUCAGAAUCCUCAUUUUUUUAGACUACUAAAAAUAACAUUUACUCUUUACAUGGUUAGUAAGCUAAAAGUUAAUGUAUCAUUUGUUUAUAGAUAAAUUAUAAGCUCUUAAAGUACUUGGUAUGUUAACAUUUUAAUUUAAACAUAAGGUUACAGGUACGAUUUUUAAAAAUCUGUAAAUAAUUCAAAAGGGCAGUAUUUUCUUUAUGUGUCUUAUAGUCUUAAUUUUGUUAUCCUCAUAUAUCAUUUACCUCAUAUGAUUUGGCCAAUCAAGAUCUAAAAUACAGUAUAGAAAUUGUUUAGUUUUCUUAAAUGUUGAUGCAUUUACUUUCAAGUAACUUAAACAUUAUUUCUUUUGUUCUUUUAAGUUAUUAAAGCUUGAAAGUUUGUAAGUA